CGGAUUCUACGGCAGCCGCUGAAGGACAAUCUUUCUGCAGGGAGCGCUUCCGCUCAGCUGUAGCCGGGAAGUAACCACGUGUGUGAUGUUGCACUGAGGGCAGUUCUCAUCAGGACUGGCACAAGCCUCUCACAAUGACAGAAGUGCGGGACCAGCUGGACUCCGUGCUCAGCUCCUUGUAUGACUUUGGUGAUGAAUUUGUGACUCAUGAGGAAAGCAUCCCCAAGCAUGGACAAUUGAAUGAACUUUCAGAAAAGAACGAGGAUGAAAAACUAAAUGGUGGAGUAAAAGAUCAGAGACCGGUGGGGUGGUCUAAACGGGGGAAGAAAAACGUGUCCAUGUUUUUUGAUUCCAUUAAGGAUGAACUGGGUAGUCAGGACAAGAGCUCAACUAUGUCUAGUACUUCAAGGCCUUCUACUGUGGAAGUUGUGACCUUCAUCAGUCGCAAAGGCAAGACGCAAAGCAAAGAUGUGCGAGAUGGGAAUACAGAGAAAAACAUUGAGCCAGAGGAAGGCCACAGUCAGGAAUUAAACUUUGAAAAGGUCCGGUUGGAGGUGCACAAGUUUGGGAUAACAGGUUACAAGAAAGAAAAACAAAGACAGUUUGAACAAGAGCGUGCUAUAAUGCUAGGGGCAAAGCCUCCCAAAAGAGAAUAUGUGAAUUAUAAGAUCUUACAAGAACAAGUAAAGCAAAAGGAGCAAGAGCAGAAAGAAAAAAACUUUACGGAAAGUGGACUGGAACCAGUAAAGAAAAAACUAAAGCAAGGAAAGAAUGACAGGAGGUCCAGAAGAACAAAAGGUUUAAGAACAGCACCUUCUGGACAAGUUGGGAGGUUUAGAAAUGGAGCAUUGAUUCUAAGUGGCAAAGAUAUUGAGAAGAUAAAAAAGUCCAGAGUUAUUAAAUGAAAAGUCACUCAGGACUGAAUGCUAGUGUACAUCUUUGUAUUUUGCUGGUGUGAUAUUAUGGAUUUCUCUUUCACAACCAAAGAACUUUCAGAGCUAAUAAAUGAUGUUUGGAUUUACACUGCAUACAUUUUGCUUACACUAUAAUUUGGCUCUGUAGCACCAGCUAUCAAACUGCAAUCAAGCGAAUAAACUUGAAGUGAUUAUCUUUCCUCUAGCUCAAGUGGCAUCUUAUCAUGAGAUAUUGUAGAUUUUGAGCUACUUUGAACUGUUCAAAUAAUUUGUAUUUUAUUGUCUCCCCAAAGCAUUUGUAACUAUUAGUAAUUGGUUUGUUUAAUUAAAAUAGUUUUUGUAUUAUAUGCCUAUUAUCUCCAUGUUUUGUUUAUGGCAUUCUCUUUCAUUGUACUUUUUACAAGCAUCUUUCUACCAAUGUGAUGUAAUUUCUCCAUCACUUAACCGGAAAAGUGGAUCUACAGUUGUGUUCAAAAU
Molecule: messenger RNA, 1391 nt
Organism: Bufo bufo (common toad)
Lineage: Eukaryota; Metazoa; Chordata; Amphibia; Anura; Bufonidae
Gene: FSAF1
Product: chromosome 4 C1orf131 homolog
Exons: 7
Coding region: 135-905 (256 amino acids)
Source: RefSeq, a predicted model, not a curated record